This is a messenger RNA of Cucumis melo (muskmelon), 2128 nucleotides long. RefSeq lists its product as uncharacterized. The record is from RefSeq and is a predicted model, not a curated record. The coding region runs from base 377 to 1894 and encodes 505 amino acids. NCBI's taxonomy places the organism in Eukaryota, Viridiplantae, Streptophyta, Magnoliopsida, Cucurbitales, Cucurbitaceae. The transcript is spliced from 3 exons.
AUAUAAUUCAUGUGUUGUUCUUAUAAUCAAAUCCGUAUUACAUUACACACAACACUGCAAUUCUUUAUUCAUUUUUGGACAAAUUUCUCUUACCCUGUUUUGUAGUUGUUUUGUUUUUUCCACUUGUGACUCUCUCGCCUUUGCCUCGAUUUUCUGACUCUUUCUUUCUUUUUUUAAAAUCCCUCAACUCUUCUCUUCCUCUGCAUUUCUCCUUCCCCUCCAUUUUCUCCUUUCACUCAUUCUUCCACUGCAGUUGAAACCUCUUCAACUUCACUCCCUUUUCAUGCUUCUCAAUUUCAUUUUCAUCUGAACAUCAAAUCUCUGCCCUUCUUGGAUUCUGUUUGAUUGAUUGAUUGUUUCUUUGUUUCUUUGUUUGAUGAUGGCUCAAAAGCAUUUGCACGAGUUAUUGGAACAGGAUCAAGAGCCUUUUCAUUUGAACACCUACAUUGCUGAGAAACGGGUUAAUCUCAAAAGGGUUUCGCCUAAAACCCAUUUGCAAGUUAAGAAACGAAAACCCAUCUCCACCAAUUCAAUUUUCCCGGGAAAUUUCUGUAGAAAUGCUUGUUUUACGUCCUUCCACCCUUCGCCGGACUUCAGGAAAUCUCCGUUAUUUGAGUUUCGUUCUCCCGCGAGAAAUAGCCCUUGCAAGAGCCCUAAUGCUAUUUUCCUUCAUAUCCCUGCUAGAACCGCUGGUUUGCUUCUUGAAGCUGCUCUCAAGAUUCACAAACAGAAAUCGUCUUCCAAAACUAAAAAAUCCCAGAUUAAGAAUCAAGGGUUUGCGCGAUUUGGGUCUGUUUUAAAGAGAUUAACUCUUCGUAAUCGGAACAAUAACCGUGGAACUGAAGCUUGUGGUAGUGGGACGGAUUUAGCGUCGUUUGAGCAAAGAAAAAGCUCCAUUCGAAGGCAAACAGUGCAGGGUGAGACAAGUUCCAACAAUGGAAGGUCUAGCUAUGGCUUCUGGUCUGAAACCAACGAAGAAGGAGGAUCAAUGGAUUUAGGAACAUCGUGUAGUAGCCAAUCUGAGGAUUCAGAGGAGACUUCUGUGGCUUAUUUUGGAGAAGAUUACUGCGAAAGUCCUUUCCGAUUUGUUCUUCAGCGUAGCCCAUCCUUCGGCUGCCGGACGCCGGAUUUUCUCUCGCCGGCGGCCUCUCCUUGUCGCCGUAACAAAGAGGACACAGACAUUGCAGAAAGCUUGAAUAAAUUUCAAGUAGAAGAAGAUGAAGAAGAUAAGGAGCAGUGCAGUCCUGUGUCUGUAUUGGAUGCUCCUUUUGAUGAUAGCUACGAUGAAGGGCAUGGUGAACGGGAGAGGGAUGGCGAUGGAGAUGCAGAAGAGUACGAUAUGGAAUGUAGCUAUGCAACUGUGCAAAGAACAAAGCAGCAACUAUUAAACAAGCUUCGGAGAUUCGAGAGACUUGCAGACUUGGACCCAAUUGAACUUGAGAAAAUAAUGGUAGAGGAAGAACUAGACGAGAACAAUUACAACUAUUUUGAUAAUGAAGAGUGUGAGUACUACAACGAGUCAGUUCAAUGGGAUAACGAAAAUGACAUUGAAUGGUUUGUUAAAGAGGUUGCGAGCAAUGAAAACUUCUGUAAAUCCAAACAAUUUCUCCCUCAAGACGUGAGGAAACUCGUCGCUGAUCUCAUUGCCGAAGAAGAGGCAGAUCGAAGCAGUGACAAUACAAGAGAAGAGGUGAUUCGAAGAGUUUGCAAUAGGUUGGAGCUGUGGAAGGAGGUGGAAUUCAACACCAUUGACAUGAUGGUGGAAGAAGAUUUGAGGAAGGAGGUUGGUGAGUGGAAGCAAAACCAAGAGCAGAGAGGAGAGGCAGCCACUGAUUUGGAGCUUGCAAUCUUUAGCCUGUUGGUGGAGGAAUUGGCAGUUGAACUUGCUUGUUGAGUUGGGUAAAGUUUUGGGGAAAUACAACAAGUUUCAAUUAAUCAAAUUAAUCUUGCUCUAGGUUUUCUUUCACAAAAUAUUAAUUAAAUUGGUAAAACUGAAACUAUAGUAUAGUAUAUGAACUAUGUAUAUGAACAUGUGAGACUAUAUGAAAUCCAUGUAUGUAGCAAAGAGGGUUGAUCUAGGAAUCUUUGCUCAAUGGACAUGUAUAUUAUAAAUGCCUUUCACAUCUAA